AUGACAUCAACAACAGGUGGAACCACUAAUAUUGUACCUCAAUUAUGUAAAAAUAAUUGUAGUUUCUUCGGAAAUACGUCCUUCGAUGGAUUUUGUUCUCAAUGUUAUACAGAACAAAAGAAAAAAAUUAAGGAACAACAACAACAGCAACAGCAACAACAAGAGAAUUAUACUGAGAUGAAAGACGAAGAUGAAAUUGUCGUCGAACCAACUGUAUCGAUUUCAUCACCUAUUGAAAAUCUAUCAUUAUCACGUCAAUCAAAAUCGAUAACAAAAAAUUAUGCUUCAAAAAAAGCUCGUUGCCCGAAUUGUAAAAAACCAAUGGGUAUUUUACAAUAUCCAUGUGUAUGUGGUGGACAUUUUUGUUCGAAUUGUCGUUAUUCAAAUGAACAUAAAUGUCCAAUUGAUUACAAAACUGUAGAAAGAAAACUAUUGGCCAAAACCAAUCCUCAAGUGAUUGCUGAUCGUGUUCAUAAUCGGCAAUAA
This is a messenger RNA of Rotaria socialis, 486 nucleotides long. Lineage: Eukaryota; Metazoa; Rotifera; Eurotatoria; Philodinida; Philodinidae. The record is from the annotation of a GenBank genome assembly.